UAAUGCAAAUUUAACUUAUUUUAAGAUAUUUGGAGGAAUAAUGAAGACAAACAGUAGUUCCAGUAAACACGCGACGGUCUGCUGCUGCUGCUGCUGCUUUGCUUCUCUACUAAAAUGGCAGGAAUAAAGAAGAAGAAGGGAGAAGCAGGAGAGGUUAAAAAGUACAUAACUAGAAAUGCAGCUGUCAAGAAGUUACAGCUUUCCCUCCGAGAUUUUCGGCGAAUAUGUAUCCUUAAAGGAAUAUAUCCUCGUGAGCCUCGCCAUAGGAAAAGAGUACAGAAAGGAGACUCCAAAAUCAAGACACUUUACUUCUUAAAAGAUAUUCAAUUUCUUCUUCAUGAACCAAUCAUCUGGAAUUUCAGAGAGCACAGGGCUUUUAUGAGAAAAAUGAGGAAGGCAUGGUCUCGAAAUGAUAAACAAAAGUCAAGAAAGCUCUGUACCCAGAAGCCUUUUUACAAGCUAGAUCACAUUGUACGAGAGCGUUACCCUACCUUUGUUAAUGCACUGCGAGAUUUGGAUGACCCCCUGACUCUUUGCUUUCUCUUCUCUAAGUUACCAGCAAUACAUCGAACACCGCUUGCUACGAUUGAAAUGUGUCGCAGGUUAACCAUAGAAUUUAUGCAUUAUGUUAUUGAAGCCAAUGCACUUAGGAAGGUGUUCAUUUCCAUAAAAGGUUACUACUAUCAAGUAGAAAUAAUGGGUCAGCUAAUCACCUGGAUUGCACCACAUCCUUUCGCUCCUCGGGUAAGACUUGGGCUAUUGUUUAAGAACCUGUACCUCCAGUCAUCCCAGACUCAUGUCUCUGGUAACAUAGUCCCUACAUCUAUGCUUCGUGGGGGCGCGCCUGACGAUCGCCUGGCCCCCCCGGUGUGCACCCGCUUCCAAUUCGAGCUAAUCUUGUGCCCACAUGCUCGCCGUACCUCUAUAUACCGGAACUCUGUCCUCAUUCGCAUGCUCGCUGCCGCAGUUUCAUUCCACCCCACACGCAGUGCAGAACGCCGCCCCAGCAAAUCAGGUUUGCGUUGUCGGGAUUUCCACCGCAAUCUAGUGGCAUACUCACAGCUGUCGCCUACUCUCGCGCGAUCACGGCGCCAGAGGCUGCACUCGACUUCUGACAAAAAAGACCCUUACGCUCCUGAUACUCAAUACAAGCACAGAGACCUGCGCCUCUUUAUUACGGACCUAACAGAAAUUCUACAGAAACAUGCUGGGGUUUGUGAAUUCCGCUUUAUCACAGUUCUGUAUAUCCACUACCACCACGCUAAAGACAUGGUGAAAAGUAAAGGGAAGAAAAACAGGAAUGAAAUCAUAUCAGAACAUGUAGCAUCAUUAAAUGCACCACUGCUGAGAAACAAGGUAGAUGAUGAUGAUGAAGAGGAUGGCAUUGACACUCACCUUUUGGAUGAGGAUACAGAUCAGCUGCAGGCAGCAAGAGAGGAGGCAUUAAAGAAGAAAAAGCAGCAGUGUCUGUUCAAGGGUCUGAAGUUCUUCUUAAAUCGUGAAACAAACCUGGAGUCUCUUACUUUUGUCAUCAGAGCAUGCCAGGGACAAGUUUCCUGGGAUGAAAGUACUGCUGAAGGAAGUACGUACCCUGUGACAGAUGAAUCAAUUACACAUGAGAUUGUGGAUAGACCACAGAAGACACAAAAAUAUUUAUCAAGGUAUUAUAUUCAGCCACAGUGGGUAUAUGACUGCAUCAAUGCUCGUAUACUUCUCCCAGUGCAAGAGUAUUUUCCUGGGGUAACUCUUCCUGCACAUCUGUCACCAUUUACCUUAGAAACAGCAACAACAACAGCAUUGUAUGUCCCACCAGAAAAAAAGAAACUUGAGGCUCUACAGAAAGGAGACUUGCCUCUAGACCAGUUACAGGAUGUGGAAGAUAGUGAAGAUGAAGACAGCGAAGAUGAAGAAAUUAAGGAAAGUGAGACAACAGUGGAAGAAAAUAAAGACAAAAAAUGUGAUGUGGAACUAGAAGAAAUUGAAGAAGUAAAAGAAGCAGUGCAGAAUCCUAGUAUAGAAAAAAUGGCUGUUCAUGAAGGUUCUGAAGUCAUAGUUAAAAAAUCUGAAAAAAAUAGGCGAGAGAAAGAAGAGACAAGGUUGUCUGUUAUGAUGAUUCCAAGAAAACAGAAGAGACUGUAUCGCAUCCUUAGAACGAAAGAGAGAAAAGAGGCCGAGAAGGUAGUGCGACUGACAAACAAGAGGAAAAUUAUUGAUGAAAAAGAAAAGCAAAAGAAGAAGAAAAGCAGAACAAUAGAGAAUAGUCAGAAAAGAUCAGUAGUUAAAAUAUAGAGCAAGGUGAUUGUCAUAAGUAUGAUAGCUUAUUUUAGAACUCUGUAAAUGUAUCUUUUAUUAGAUAUCAUUACAUAGUAAUAUGCUGUUGAAGACUAGUUAUUUGGUACAUUAUAUACAUUUGCAAAUUUUUGAAAUGUUAACAUUAAAAUGUAAUAAAUAUAUUCUUUCCAUUAAAUUUA
This is a messenger RNA of Cherax quadricarinatus, 2471 nucleotides long. Lineage: Eukaryota; Metazoa; Arthropoda; Malacostraca; Decapoda; Parastacidae. The record is from RefSeq and is a predicted model, not a curated record.